Daktulosphaira vitifoliae (grape phylloxera) is the source of this 2065-nucleotide messenger RNA. RefSeq lists its product as uncharacterized. NCBI's taxonomy places the organism in Eukaryota, Metazoa, Arthropoda, Insecta, Hemiptera, Phylloxeridae. Bases 50 to 1765 code for a protein of 571 amino acids. The record is from RefSeq and is a predicted model, not a curated record. The transcript has 2 exons.
UUUUGAAUAAUAUUCUUUGUAAUAAGUACAGUAUAGUAGUUUCUAGUUAAUGAAAUUCAAAAUGAUAUUUAAAAAUAUUAUUGUAUUAAUACUCAUCAAUUACACUCUAGGACUUUUGUUUAGUGAUCUUCAGUGCAAUUUUACCAUGUACAUGUUGAAUUAUUUUAAUCAUAAUGGUCGAUAUUUAAACGAAAUUAAUAUCAACAAGAAUAUGUACAAUGAAUCGGAUUUAAAAUUAUAUGGAAUCUCAAUCCAAAGUCAUGCCGAAAUUGUCAUGGUAAUGUUAGAUGUAUUAAGAAAAUUUAAUAUUGAAAACUUCACUAACUUUUUCUCAAAAGAGUUAAUGACACUAAAUUUAUACUUCAAUAAUGUUUCGGGAUACACGGACAUGCUUGCAACAAAUGAGGAAGGCAAAAUAGAUCUUUCAGAUCUAAAAUCAAGUAUGCUUGAAGGCUACAUUAAUCUUCAUAAAUUUAUUUUAGUACAAUUAGAAAAUUUGAUACAGAAUGUAUGUAAAGAAGUUUCCUAUGAUAUUGUAUUUAUUACGUGUCCUGAUUACAAUGAUACCGGUAGUUAUACUUUAGAAAACUUAAAUUUAUCUACAAAUAAACUUAAAAAUAGGUUACUUCAAAUUGACGAACGACAAAACAUUACUGAACCUAAUAUAGAAAUGUUGAGAAACAGUUUUAUUUAUAAAGUUUUUAAAUUAACUUAUAAUAUAGGAGAGUACAUCGAUUUUUUACCAAAAAAAAUACUUCUUUAUGAUUUUAUGAUGAAUGGACAGCAAGUAUCCGAAAGAGACUUAUUAUCAGGUUCACAGUCUCGUCAUUAUCAAAUAACAAAAAAUAAUCGGCCUAAGUGUGUUUUAGAUAUACUUCGGUUUGCACCUUUGACUAUAAAUUGUAAGGGCGGAAGUCAAGUUACACUAUUUGAUAUAUUCAGAUUUGUCAAGUAUAGUUUUUACAAACUUGAUGUACAUUCAUUUCAUACACUUGUAAUGACAGCAACAUUUCGCCCUAUUGGUUUACUCAUAAAAUAUUACAUAAAGGUUCUCAGUGGUUCAAUUGUUAUAUAUAAUUUCAAUUUGUCAAAUGGAAUUGCAAAAACAUUUUAUAAUAAUAUGAUCAUUAUUGGUAUAAAAACCAUUGAGUACCUACGAGAAUUCAUUGCUAUGGACAUUUUUGGGACUGAUCCAACUAAAUUUUUCAACAUUAUUUUUUCAAAACUCAAUAUAUUAGUUAACACUUUUAUUAAUAUGAGUACAAAUGAAUAUAAUUUAAGAGUUUCUGAUCUUUCGGUAUUAUUAAAUAAGUUUUUAAAUGAUAAUAAGAUAGAAAAUACAAUUUCACAUGAAGACAUAACAAUUGGUAAUAUUGAUACUUUUUAUACAGAAUUGAUUAAUUAUUUGGAACAUGUCAAGGAAUACAUUUUAGAGCUGAAAAAGAACUUACAAUUUUUUAAUGCAAUUAAAAUUACUUUUAGUGUUGAUGUUAGGUUAAGAAAUAAGGCAUAUAUUUUACAUCCAUCUACAAUUGAUCAGUUAUGUAAAAGGGAUGUGUAUUCUUCAUUAAAAAACAUAAACGACUCUAAUAAUACUCUAAUUGGAAUUAUAAGAAGAAAAAAUUCAAAUCAAGAUAUUCAAUUGAAUAUUACAAGUCAUCAAAAUGUUCAUAACAACAAAAAUGCAGCUAAUGAAAGUCAAAAAUCUCAAAAUAUGUUUCCCAAUUCGCCUAUAUAUUUAAAUAAUUAUAUACUUUUCUUUUGAGUAAAAUAAUGCUUUAGAAUUAUUAAAUUAGUAAAACUAUUUUUUUUGUUUAUUUUUUAAUAAAUUUGUUUAUUAACGUAUUUCAAGUAUUGUCAUGUUUGCACAAUAAAUGGGUUAUGUUUAACAUGUUUUAUGACAUACGUUUACAAUUUUUGGAUAGUUUGUAAGUGUACCAAUAUAGAAUUUAUGUAUUGGUAACAUUAUUUUAAUAACACAUAAACAUAUAGUCGGCUAUCAAAAAAACAAAAAAGUUAUGUGUAAUGAUAUUUAUUAUUAAACAAAACCAUUAAAUAUAUUGUU